CAAAAUUCAUUCUUUUCUUUUCUCCCGAGACUCUGAAAAACCUCGCUCAGAGUAGAGAAGAAGACGACGACGACGACGAGGUAUUGAACGAAACGGUGUCUUGUCGAGAGCUCCGUUAAUGGCGAGUGGGUGGGUGAAGUCGCUGCAAUGCAAGUCGAGAGCCUUCGAAGACGUUUACCAUCCGAACCCCAAAAAUCUGAUGAACAGCGCGAGUUGCAGGAAGAGCGUUCAAAACAUCAAGGACGUCAUCGACACCACAAAAUCCAGAAAACCGAAGCCGUUGCCGCCGCCCAAGCGGUCCAAACCCAAACACCUAGGGCGACCCACAAAAACCGAACCCGUAUCGAGCCCAACCCAUCAACUCCGAACCCGGCAACCGCGACCCCAUGAUCCGUUUUUACCGUCCUUGACGGAGCUCCCGGAGGGCCAUCCGUCGCGCAAUGUCGUCGAGAUUAUCUUCCACACCAGCUGGGGCCCCAAGGCGUUUUCUGGUCGGAUCGAGAUGAUUUUUAAGGUCCAGAACGGGUCCAAGACCGUGGCCCGGUUUGAGGAGCACAGGGAGGUCGUGAAGGCGCGGUCCCGGGCUGGGUCCAAAGGCGGGGCACAGUGCGAGGAGGAGAAUGCCCGCUGCAUGGCGGACGGAAACGAGGUGAUGCGGUUCCACUGCCUUGGGCCCGCCAGCUCCGGCGUCGGGGUGUACGACGCGUGCAGCGGCGUGUGGGGGUUUCACGGUGGAAAGGGUAAAGCGAUUUGCACGUUUUCCGGUAGCGGCGUGGCCCACGAGAGCGCGGGUGCGGCUGGGGCCAGGGGCCGGAGAGCGAUGAUGGUUUGUCGGGUCGUGGCGGGUCGGGUUUCGAAGCAGCUGGAGCUUGAGUCGUUGUUGGAUGGCCGGGUCGGGUUCGACUCGGUGAGCGGAGGCAACGGCGAGUUGUUGGUGUUUGAUUCACGCGCCGUGUUGCCGUGCUUUCUUAUCAUCUAUAAACUGUAAAAAUACAAUGUCGAUUUUCUAUAUAUUUUUGUGAUUUUUCUAUCACACCUUUUUCUUGCAUUUAUCAACUCAAUUUUUUUUUCUUUUACUUUUUGAUCGGUUAUUUGGAUGUUUUGGGUGUGAUUUAUGGAAAAAAAAUUUAGUUGAUAAAUGCUUAAUUAACCACUUUGCCGUUUUUA
Molecule: messenger RNA, 1167 nt
Organism: Pyrus x bretschneideri (Chinese white pear)
Lineage: Eukaryota; Viridiplantae; Streptophyta; Magnoliopsida; Rosales; Rosaceae
Exons: 1
Coding region: 119-988 (289 amino acids)
Source: RefSeq, a predicted model, not a curated record